Messenger RNA from Magallana angulata, 2610 nucleotides. RefSeq lists its product as uncharacterized. The record is from RefSeq and is a predicted model, not a curated record. The transcript is spliced from 3 exons. Lineage: Eukaryota; Metazoa; Mollusca; Bivalvia; Ostreida; Ostreidae. The coding region runs from base 272 to 1753 and encodes 493 amino acids.
AAUAUCAACUAUGUAAAUAUAUAUACUCUCUUUUCAAGAGCGAAGUCUACUGACAGAAUAUCGACAAACCAAAGACAUGUGUUAUUGAAGGUUACACUAAAGGAAGUUUACAAACUGUCUCUAACCUUACCGUAAUCUGAAACAAAGAUUGUUUAUAGUUCUAAAUGCAUAGGAUAUCAAGAGUCGAACAUAACGAAACUUGUUUUUAAAAAGACAAAUCAGGUGAAGUAGGCCAACGAAACACUUCCAGGACCCAUAAUUCCAAGUCGCAAUGUAUAAUCUCCGGAAAAGGAAACGGAAUGAAAAAUGGGAUAGUAGUCAGAAAAAUGCAAACAUAAAACAACGGCGUAAUCAGAAGAAAAGUAGUAAGCAGAAAAUGGCGACACAAUCAUCGAUCAAAAGAAGUGAAAAGAGAACAACAAAGAGAAGAGUGUCCAAAGAUAGAGCACCACACAGACCUGAUAGAAACAACAAAACAUCAACGAGAAGACCGAAUUUGCACCAACAAAUAUUGUCUCCAACAAAACUUGCUAACGUCACCCGACAGGCAAACACAUUCAAAGAUCGAAAGCAAAAGCCGAAAAAAUCAAAGCUAUCAACCAAGAGAGAAAACAACCUGGAAAUAAAUGUACCUUCUUCGAAAAUAAAUGAAAGGAAAAUAUCACUACGUAGGACAACUUUAAGGAAAGACGAAACGAACACACUCUCAAAAGGAAAGCAAGAGAGUUUGCAGAACACAAGUCGACCAAACCAGAAAAAGGGAAUCCGAACUGGGCGAGGCCAGGUUUCAGGUCCAAAGACAAAAGUAACACAACCCAGAACCUCACAGAAACGUAAGAGAAAAGGUUUUCAAUCCUCAAAAGAAAAGAUUAUUACACCGUGGACAGAUUGCGCUAGAACGGCAUUGGAUGAUGGUUCAAAGCGCAAGAAAACUCGAAGAAAUCUGAAUGACAAUUUUGAAGAUAUGUUUUUGAGGAAAGUGGAUGUAAAAGCUCAUAUUCGUUUUGGUAUCGGUCAGAACAUACAUGGAAUCAGUGUUACGCCGGACAACCAGGUGUGGGUGAACUAUCAGAAAAAUCAUGUAAAAUUGUUCAGUGUAUCUGGAGACGAACUUAGAUCUUUCGAUUUGGAAUAUUGUCCCGUUUUCAAUUGCUGUACACCAAAUGGCGACCUCCUAGUGACACAGGGUUACGCUGGGUGGUCCUCAGCGGUUAUACAAAUGAUUUCUCGAGAAGGAACGGAAAUAAUGUUUGCAGAUCUUUCCUCAUACGCCGAUUUGCUUUGUGGAGUUCAUUACCAAGAUGAAAAUAUGUACGUCAUCGGUCACCGGCAUGUUCCAAAGAGGUAUUUCGUACUCAAACUUAACAUGAAUGGAGAAGUAGAGGAAAUCCUUGAAACAAACACAGAAUGCAGAAACAUAAAUCAUAUAAUUUCUCAUCAAGUACAAAUCAUUGCCAUGUGUACUACCGAAUUUGCUAUGCUUCCAAUACAUAACGGUGGAAUUUCAUCCCGACCCAUUAAUAAAGUGCAAUUGAAGAACACAUAUUCCGCUAGUACAUCUGUUGACAAUCUUGGAAAUGUAAUUGUGGCAUCUGGCUCAAAGAUUAUGAUCAUCGAUCCAGGUCUAGAGCACGUGUUCGAAAUAGAUACCGAUAUACAAGGGACAAUUUUGUCAACGGCUGUCGAUCAACAAAACCAGCUUUGGAUCGGAACGGAAAAUGAAAACCUUUAUAUCGUAAAAUACCUUCGGUAAUAAUAUUCUGGUUUCAAUUUAAAGCUUUAUUAAGUACAAGGAACAAAAUUAAUUUAAAUGUGAAUACAGUUGAAAUUUGAUUGUAAAUUGAUACAAUGACAUACAUGUCCAUAUACGUAUUGUGGAUUGUUUAAAAUGUGUCUUUAUACAUUGUUUUAGCUGCAAUUAUGAUGUAUGGUAUUAUGGUUUCUUUAAAAAAUGCAUUUUAAACACUUGUGUUGGUACUAUAUACUGCUCGGAAUGAUUUUGUACAAAGACUAUUCAAAAUGGUCGUUGCAUAUCAAAAAUCAUGUUAACUUCGACUCAUUUGAGACAGUGAACAUAUGAUAAUGUUAAUUGUCUUUAUACAUGUAGCAAAUAUAAUCAUGAGCAAGCUACACAUUGUAUCCUCAGACUGGUCGUGCGGUUUUAUCAUUACACGGUUUGCUGCCGUUCUUUUAAUUAGACGCCCUUGUUGUUAUAAUUUUCUGUUUGUUGAUUACCUAGACAAUAAAAUGCUUUCUUCGGUGAAUCAUGCAAAACUUUGACAAGCAUUGCCUUUAGUUUGUCCAUUCUAUGAAGAAAAUGAGGUUUUUUUUUUUGGUUUUUAACAGUUAAAGUUAUUUCUCUUUUCAACUUACAAUUUUUCCAUCAUUUAAUUUUUAGAUGACAGGGAAAGGAGCGAAGCUUCACACUUUUUAUUGUCAUAAUUUUACAGUGUUUUCACCAAGACCAUUUCUGAUAAUGAAACAUAUUAUAAUUAAUCCAACACUGUACAGAGGAUUAUAAAUUUUCGCCCAAUGUUAAUUUUGCCCGUGUGCACUUGCAAACGGUUCCUUAAAAGUAUGACCAAUGUGCUCAUUAGAGAUCAUUCUGCA